Molecule: messenger RNA, 1268 nt
Organism: Helianthus annuus (common sunflower)
Lineage: Eukaryota; Viridiplantae; Streptophyta; Magnoliopsida; Asterales; Asteraceae
Product: nitrile-specifier protein 5
Exons: 2
Coding region: 111-1088 (325 amino acids)
Biological process (GO): nitrile biosynthetic process
Cellular component (GO): nucleus; cytosol
Molecular function (GO): enzyme regulator activity; protein binding
Source: RefSeq, a predicted model, not a curated record
AUGGAAAAGAAAUGUAAUGAAUUUGUAACGGUGGCCCCUAUAUAAUAAUAUCAAUCAGCAAGCAGGAGAGUGUUUCACAACAGAGAAUCAAUCAACAACCCACAACAACAAUGGCAGUGACGCAAGGCAAAUGGGUCAAGUUGAACCAAAAAGGAGCUGGUCCUGGCGCAAGAAGUUCUCAUUCUAUCACAAUUGUUGGAGAAAAAGCUUACGCCUUUGGCGGUGAGUUCAAGCCCCGAGUCCCAGUGGACAACUCUCUCUACGUCUUCGACCUAAACGAGCUAACAUGGUCUGUAGCCGAAGUAACCGGUGACAUCCCACCUCCACGGGUCGGUGUUACCAUGGCUUCUAUCGGUCAAACAAUAUAUGUAUUUGGUGGUCGGGACGCAACACAUGCUGAGCUCAACGAGCUCUAUUCUUUCGACACCUGUACAAACAAGUGGACCCUACUAUCCACCGGAGACACCGGACCCGCUCACCGUAGCUACCACUCGGUAGCCACAGAUGACCGGCACAUGUAUGUAUUCGGCGGGUGCGGGGUUGAUGGUCGACUCAAUGACUUAUGGGCUUUUAAUGUUGUUGAUAAAACAUGGGCCAAGUUUCCUUUACCCGGAGAUAAUCUCAAAGGGAGAGGCGGGCCCGGGCUCGCAGCGGUUGGGGGUAAAAUCUGGGUGGUGUAUGGUUUCGCGGGUAUGGAGGUCGACGACGUCCAUUUUUUCAACCCGACUACCGAAAACUGGGUCCAGGUCGAGACAUUGGGUGAGAAACCGACACCUAGAAGUGUGUUUUCAAGCGUUGCGGUUGGGAAGUACAUAUUUGUGUGUGGUGGUGAAGUAGACCCUAGUGAUUUGGGGCAUUUAGGCGCGGGAAGGUUCACACACGAGGUAUAUGCGUUGGACACAGAGACGUUUGUGUGGAACCGGGUGGAGGAUGGUUCGGGUGGUGCGGAUCACCCUGGUCCACGAGGUUGGUGUGCGUUUUCUGGUGGGAGGCGUGAUGGCAAAGACGGGUUGUUGGUGUAUGGUGGCAAUUCACCGAGCAAUGUUCGGUUGGAUGACAUUUACUUUUUUACUCCUUGCUUGGAUUGAACAUUGUGAAAAAAUCAAACUUGAUGCUUGCUUGAAAUGGUUAUGUUUGAUAAUUAAUACGAGCAAGUGAUUGUGUAAAUAGGAAAUAAAAUGUGUUUUUUUUUUAACUAAUUUAGGACUUGUAAAUCACAAGUGAAAAUAAAGAUUCGAGACGGGGCUUGCACUGUUUGAUUUACAGUU